UCCUAACGACGCACAUCGCUGGAUUGUUUUUAUCCUGUCAAAACAACUUUUGUCACGUGACAGCGUGACGUACAGUCCUCCACUCUGCGCUGAAGCAGAGGUGGGGGGGUUUCCAUCAUGGCGUCGAUGCAGAAAAGGCUACAAAAGGAAUUAUUAGCCAUGCAAAACGAUCCGCCCCCUGGAAUGACGCUCAACGAAAAAAGUGUACAGAACACGAUUACGCAGUGGAUUGUAGACAUGGAGGGAGCAUCUGGAACGCUCUAUGAAGGAGAGAAAUUUCAGCUGCUUUUCAAAUUCAGUAGUCGAUAUCCAUUUGAUUCCCCUCAGGUAAUGUUUACAGGAGAGAAUAUACCUGUCCACCCCCACGUGUAUAGUAACGGUCACAUCUGUCUAUCUAUACUGACCGAAGAUUGGUCACCAGCCCUCUCAGUGCAAUCCGUUUGUCUUAGCAUUAUCAGCAUGUUGUCCAGCUGCAAAGAAAAGAGACGACCGCCCGAUAACUCCUUUUAUGUCAGAACGUGUAACAAAAAUCCAAAGAAGACAAAAUGGUGGUAUCACGAUGACACCUGCUAAUGUACAAACUUUGUAAAUCGUAGAAGAAAGAAGUCCUACUUACCUACAUGAAGCACUUUUUAAUCAUUCAGUCUUUGAACUCUGAACUUUGACUGGAACAAUGGACACCGUGCGCUGGAUGCUCUUAAGGGCAUCAACCCACCCCCUCCCCUCCCCACCCCACCCCACCCCAACCCACCCACUGUGGGCAAUUGGAUGCAUGUUUUAGUCAAAUGUAAUAAACAAAAAAUACUGGGAACGUUUUAGAUGCACCCAAAGGGAUAGUUUUUGGCAAAAAGUUAGUAACAAGCAGCAAGCAAGGAGGAUUUGUAGUGAGAUUAUUAUGAUUUCUGUUUUAAGAUUAUUGUUCCUUUCCUUCUUUUUUUUGUGGGGGUGCAUUUUUAAGGUCCUUGUGUUGUGCAAUAAUAACUGAUGGAUGCAUGCUUGGGCCUACAAAGAGAAAUCCAAAUCAGCUUGUUUUCUGGGAGGGAUCUGACCAUCGAAGACCCAAGGAAGUGCUUCAUCUGUUUUGUUUUGUUUUAGAUUACAUGCACUGUGAAAGUAUCUAGCUCAUAAAGGCACUAUUAGUACGUUAACCCCCAACCUGCAGAUGUACUGCCGGAAGCAGUCCUCCACUUAUUUAUCAGGUGAAAGGGUUUUAGUUUGUAACCACUAUGUAUCAUGAGUACACCGUUUUCCUCUUCGUCUUCCCACCUGAGAGCCGAUCGCCGUGGGACGUCCUGUCGGUGCAGAGAGGAAUGUGACCUCCGGGAGUUGGGCUGAACUCAAAGACGCGUUGGCGCCCUCUCUUCCGUUUAAAGAAUGUCUAAGAGAGAACAUUGUCGCAUGAUCCAUUUUUAUUUGUGUGAUACCGAUUUCUAAUUUCAUGCGUUAAUCUUCUAAAAUCUUUGAUUUUAAAUGUUGAGUUUUUGUUCUUUCAUCUAGCUGAUACUUUGAAAAGGGGUUUUAUUUGCGAUGGGCCAGUGUAUUUGGGACUUUCUCUUAUGUUGUCGUUUAAUUCAAAUCUCCAUUUUGUUCUCCAGAGUGCUAAUGAGUGACGAAAGGGAGAGUUUUUUAUAGAAGCCUUGAAGCUGAGGCAUUUGUAAUUUACCCCCUGGUCAGCGUUUUGGCUCAGGUACCUUUUUCAAUAGAGAGAUCACCUCUAAAAAGAUACCUUUCAGAUAUUUUGAAUUUAACUAUAUUUUCACCAAAAGAGACGGUUAUGGUGCAAGCUGAUAACAUGUCUGAAACUAUUGUGUAUAUAAGUCUCUAAAUGGUUGGCUGAUCUGAACAAAUAUUAGCAGAGGAUGCAUUUGCUUAAUAGCAGAAUGGUGAUCGGGCUGCUUUACUUCAAUUUAGUCUGCAUCUUUUGCUAAUUAGAAUGUGUACAGUCGGCAACAAACACUACUGUUGGUUAAAAAAAAAAAGAAUUAAAAAAGUUAGUAGUUUUACGGUGAGUGAUGCAUGCAAUUUGAAACCCUACUUUUUUUUAUUGGCAUCAGACAUUGUGACGAGUUUAAAAAGUCUUUCCAUGACUUAGGUAAUGGUUUUUGUGAUGGAUCUCCAGAGGCUGUGGGGCUCUUUGUCAUUUCAGACCGUAAUCAAACCAUUCCUAAAGACAUUUUUAUCACCUUUUCAGUCAGAGAUACUUGAAUUUUCCAUCUUGGGUUGUUUGUAUUGCAUUUGCUUUUUUUUUUUUCAGGGUCUAGCUAAGUUUCUUGAAUGGACUUGAGUGAAUGUUCUGAUACUCUAUACUGUAGAGGAGAUUACUACGGCACACCGCUGUCUCAAAAACUAUAUAGAUAACUUAAAGACUUCUAUUUAACCAAUGAAUUAUUUGUUUUAAUUUAAUGUUAUCUUUUUUUUUAGCUUCAUUGUAGGGGUUUUAUCUUUUGUCACCGUGCUGUGAGGGAAAGCAGAAACGAUUGUGUGAACGCAGUCACAGCAGCUUUUCACCCAGUUGGCAGUAGAUCAGAGAUUUGAAAAAACCUGCGAGUGAAAAUGUUACAAGGUUUUGGGCGUGACUUUUAUUUAUUUUUUUCUAGGUUUUUCUUUUUUUUCCUUCUUUUUCUUAAUGUGGUUUGAACUCUUAGCUUGCAGGUUGUUUUGAGUGUUCAACAAUAAUGAGGGUGUGUUAUUUAUUUUUGAAAUGUCCUGGGAUGUGCAAGCUCCAUGUAAAAGGUGCCUGUUCAUUUUCAUAAUCAAUAAUAAAAAGCAAAGAUUAACUUUUA
This is a messenger RNA of Pungitius pungitius (ninespine stickleback), 2783 nucleotides long. RefSeq names its product ubiquitin conjugating enzyme E2 Wb (gene ube2wb). The record is from RefSeq and is a predicted model, not a curated record. Lineage: Eukaryota; Metazoa; Chordata; Actinopteri; Perciformes; Gasterosteidae. Bases 118 to 573 code for a protein of 151 amino acids. The transcript is spliced from 6 exons.